AUGAAGGAAUGCAAAAGUGAAGAUCCCAACAAGUCCACAAUUUUUGAUGAAGAAUUUGAUGUUGAAAAAGACUUAAUUGAGAUCGAGGGGCUGCUAGAAGAAGCUGAGUUUGAAGAAUUGAUGAAACAAUCUGACAAAUCAACUCACCGAAUAUUGGUGGCGGUGGAUUAUGUAUCCAAGUGGGCGGAGGCACAAGCUUUGCCAACUAAUGAUGGUCGGGUGGUGGUGCGCUUUUUGAAGAAACUAUUUUCAAGAUUUGGAGUCCCGAAAGCCCUUAUAAGUGACCGAGGCACUCAUUUUGCCAAUGAUCAACUAGAGAAGGUGUUAAGGAAAUAUGGGGUAACCCAUAAAUUUUCUACAUCGUACCAUCCACAAACAAGUGGACAAAACGAAGUGACAAAUAGAGCCUUAAAGAGAAUCUUGGAGAGAUCGGUGGGGAUCAAUCGGAAAGAAUGGUCGGAUUAG
Lactuca sativa (garden lettuce) is the source of this 465-nucleotide messenger RNA. The record is from RefSeq and is a predicted model, not a curated record. NCBI's taxonomy places the organism in Eukaryota, Viridiplantae, Streptophyta, Magnoliopsida, Asterales, Asteraceae.